CCCCUCCUCUUGACAGUCCGCUUCUCCACCUCCCUCCCAGACCUCCUCCUCGACAUCCCCCACCCGCGGCGCACAACGGUCGUCGCACUCAAGCACCUCAUCCGCUCGCGCCUCGACCAGCCCGACUCCCAGCGCCGCCUGCGCUUCAUCCACGGCGGCAAGAUCCUCCCCGACGCUGCUGUUGUCGCGUCUGUCCUGAAACCCCUCCCGCCUCCGCCAUUAGCUGCGGCGCAGCAACAACAACACCAUGGCUCCUCCUCACCAUCUGCCGAGAAGAGCGCCGCUGAUCCCAAGGGCAAGGGCAAGGCCGUCGAGGGCUCCGACCCCAGCCGGUCCGCACAGCUUCAGCAGCGCGUCUACGUCAACUGCAGCAUUGGCGAUCUCCUGACCGAUGCGGAGCUGGAAGACGAGGCACGCAGGGCGGAGGAGCCUGUGCCGGAGCACGUCGGCAGCGGCGGCAGCACUGCACUGCACCCUGGCGCCGGCACAUCUGGCGCGGCGUCCAUGGCGACCCCGAGGGGCUUCGACAGGCUGCUCGCGGCAGGCUUCACCGCCGCCGAGGUGAACCAGCUCCGGCUGCAGUACCGGAGCAUCACCGAGGCGAGACAUACGGCUGAUACUAUGCCGAGCCCAGACACCCUGCGUGGCAUGGAGGACGCGUGGAUGGACAAUAACAACGACGCAGGCCUUGCGACGGCAGACGGGGCGGGUGGAGGCGGCGAUGCUGCUGCUGCUGCUGCUGCGGCAGACGACUUUGGCAUGGCGGGCAUGCUGGAUUUGCUGCUCCGAGGCAUGUUUGUUGGGUUCGUCUGGCCGCUGGGGGCGGUUGGUUGGCUGGUUCGUGACGAGGAGAAGAUCCCUAAGCGGAUGCGGGUGUUUGUGUAUUUUGGAUUUGCGCUCAGUCUGAUUAUUGGGACGAUU
Cryphonectria parasitica EP155 is the source of this 921-nucleotide messenger RNA. RefSeq lists its product as uncharacterized. Gene Ontology annotation, cellular component: Dsc E3 ubiquitin ligase complex; endoplasmic reticulum. Lineage: Eukaryota; Fungi; Ascomycota; Sordariomycetes; Diaporthales; Cryphonectriaceae. The record is from RefSeq and is a predicted model, not a curated record. The transcript has 2 exons. The annotation marks the transcript as partial. Gene Ontology annotation, biological process: protein processing.